GUACAUUAUCUUUUCCAGUUGUCUAUCCUCACUCAAAUCUGUACAUGCUCGCUUCUAACUAAUAGGACCUGACAUCACAACGCCCAAAUCACCCUAUUCCCCACCCGAGUAAGAUACAAAAUGUCCGCAGCAUCGCAACCAAUUUCCGACGCCCAGUUUGCCAUCGCUAUCCAAGACCUGCCCUUUGAAAACCUCUACUCCAAAGCCGCCGAGAUCGAAAAUUCCAUAUCACAUCUCACACGCUCCAAUGAGCAACUGCAGAAAUACAUAGACAGCAUCACGUCCGACCAAUCGCUUUCAGAGGAGACGAGACAAGAGGGAGACAAGGACUGCUCAGACGCGAUCCACGAGAACGUAAUCGUGAUCAACCGCCAGAGGGAUAGGAUUCAACUACUGAAACAAGAGGUCGAAAGAAGAGGAGGUCGAUGGCACGAGCUGGACAAGGAGCACAAACAAAAUGGGAACUCGGGCCCGACAUCGACAAAUGGAGAGCUAGCGGUAGCAUACUCAGACGCAGGCUCAUCGAGGAGACUGACAGACGAAGAGUUGAGACAACAAAUGCUCGAGCGACUGGCAGAGGACGACCAUGGUGAAGACAACGGCAUGCAUUUGUGAUGUGAGUAAGCGCUCGUGCGCAGAGAACCUACAAGUCAAUGCAGGCGGUACACGAUUCCCAAGUCACGAACAUAACGAAACUACAUACCUGAAAAGUCAUUCGCACAUUCAAUGUCAAGAUUCAUUGCGUCUCAAGAUUUCAACAGUUCUACGCUAAGAGUGCGUUUAUGAUCUGUCACAAGCUUCGAACCAAAG
Molecule: messenger RNA, 810 nt
Organism: Exophiala oligosperma
Lineage: Eukaryota; Fungi; Ascomycota; Eurotiomycetes; Chaetothyriales; Herpotrichiellaceae
Exons: 1
Coding region: 121-615 (164 amino acids)
Biological process (GO): proteasome regulatory particle assembly
Molecular function (GO): protein-macromolecule adaptor activity
Source: RefSeq, a predicted model, not a curated record